AUGCCCCUCCAGACGCCCAUGCUCCCCUCGUCCGCUGGCAGCAGGUUCGGCUCGCGCACUGCAGUCCCUCGCCUACCGCCUCUUGUCCAGGGAGUCAUCUCUGGUCCUGCUCCCCCUCUCGCCAUCCCACCGAGUCGACCAAUGCCCGUCUCUACGUCCGCUUCUUCAUCAACGGCAUUCCCGGCCUACAUUGCCCUCUAUCCGAGCCAGGCCUCGGCCAUAGUCGGGUCACAUGACAUACUCCUGGUCGAUAUUCGUUCUCAUAGCGUCUUUCGCACGUCUCGGAUCCGAGGAGCCGUCUCUCUAGUCGUCCCGUCGACCCUACUCAAGCGUCCGGGAUAUCCGCUAGAGAAAAUGGCAGCAACGAUAGACGACGCGUCUGCCCGCGAGCGGUUCGAGGCCUGGCAAACGGCAAAACGCAUUGUGGUGUAUGACGUCGAUACCUCUCAAUUGAACGAGGGAUCCAAUGUCACUGGUUUACUUCGCAAGUUUCAGCUUGCCGGAUUCACUGGAGAACUUUGCUGGAUCAAGGGCGGCUUCAACGCCGUCCAGCAGACGACCCCCUCGCUCGUGGACACGGCGCCUCCGGAGGACUAUGUGUCCGAGUCUGAUACAUCUGCAAGUUCAGAUGUACCUCUUCGAGCGAGAAACCUCUCGAUGUACGCGUUCCAGCAGGCGUCCACUACCCUGGCUGGACAAAGGACCCCAAAGGGCAACCAGUCUGGCAUGAGUUCGGUAUCUGCCGCGAACCCCUUUUACGACAACAUUCGGCAAAACCUAGAAUUGUCACAGGGUGUUGACACCCGGAUUGCCCUUCGGCUCCCACAACGAGUAAUCGACAGACGAGGCGACCUCCCGUUUCAGUGGCUUCGACAAGUGGUCGAUCAAGCCGUCACAGACAGCGUUGGAGACGCACUUGCGAUGCAAUUCUACCGGAUAGAACUCAACGAGCAACGGCGUCUGCAAGAAGUCAUGGACCAUCACUCCAAAGAGAGCGCCACUGCGGUUGUGGACGAUCCUACGCCCAAACAGGAAUUCCCUUACAGCAUUACAGCCGGAAUCGAGAUGGGGACGAAGAAUCGGUACAGGAACAUCUGGCCGUUUGAACAUGCUCGUGUUCGUCUGCAAAAGGCGAGCAAGUCGGGUGGUUCAGACUAUGUUAAUGCGUCUUUUGUGCAAUCACUAGUCUCUAGACGUCGGUAUAUUGCUACCCAAGGCCCACUUGACAGCACAUAUGAUGAUUUCUGGUCGAUAUGCUGGGAACAAAACGUCACCGUGAUCGUCAUGCUCACCCGGGAAGUGGAGAGCUCUUUGGUCAAGUGCGGACAUUACUGGAAGGACGGCAAUUAUGGGGACAUCAGUAUCCAGCUCAUCAGCCAACAAGGCGAGGACGAACAGGUUGAUCCAAAGAAACAGCAGUCGGGUGCCUACUUCAACACUAGCACAGAUGAGCCGAUGAACGACACGAUCAUUGAAAGAAUCUUUCAAUUGCGACACAAGGAUCAUCCCGUAGUUCUCGCAAGUUGA
Molecule: messenger RNA, 1527 nt
Organism: Serendipita indica DSM 11827
Lineage: Eukaryota; Fungi; Basidiomycota; Agaricomycetes; Sebacinales; Serendipitaceae
Source: the annotation of a GenBank genome assembly